AACACUUUUAUAUAAAUGAGAAUCACGCUGGCUUUUAUAAUGACGUACGUCUUGAAUUAUAUAAAUAAUAACAUCGGAAUAUCUCUAAAUAUAUAUUUUUAUACAAAUAUUUAUACGAUUUUCUUCCUGUAUAUAUUCUGGAUAUCAACCUUGAGUCUACUAAUUAUUUGCCCCACUUGCCCCUCGAAUUACUGUACGCUCGUGUUCGUGUUUAAAUAACUUUUUAGUUGUUAUAGUAGCUAAUUGACGGUCGGUAAGAAAGAUAUUGACAUUAAUAAAUAUGAGGAGUGUUCCACUUUUGUUUGUUAUUAUAUUUUAUACCAACAUAGCGGUGGAAGCUGCAACUCUCACAGUUUCGAUCUAUUACGAAUCUUUAUGUCCCGAUAGUGUUAGAUUCUUUAAAGAUCAAUUUUAUCCAGCUUACAGUACCGUACUAAAAGGUAAAAUUAUCGUGGAUUUAGUACCUUUUGGUAAAGCUACGGCUAAAAAUGAAACUGGAAAAUGGGUUUUUGAUUGUCAACAUGGUAAAAGUGAAUGUUAUGGGAAUAAAAUACACGGUUGCGCCAUCGAUGUUGCUACUAAAGAUACUAGCACCGAAUUUAUAGUAUGCGCUAUGAAAUCAGGUGAUGCUAGUGAUAAUAAUAAUUUGAAACAGUGUGCAGCUGAUAACAAUAUAACUUGGUCGAAUAUAGAGCAAUGUAUGGGCUCUAAUAGAGGCGACGAGAUUCUCGCUUCUAAUGGUGAACGUACGCGUUCAGUUCAACCGAAAAUAACUUUCAUACCGACGAUAAUAUUCAAUUAUCAAAUGAGGGAACAGCUACAGAAACUCGCGUUGAAAGACUUUCACGGCACUGUCGAAUUCCUUUUGGAAGACGAAGAUUGUUCGAAAUGUCAAAAUGGCGGACGUAUAAUCGGUUUAUCCUGGUGUCUAAUAGCUUUUUGUGUCAUCUCGAUAUUUACUUAGUUGAAAUUUAAUACAACUGCAACAACGUCAUUAUUUUUUUUAUUAUUGUCGUUUGAUAAUAGUAGUGCCUCUAGCGGGAUACUAUUGAAUCUAUGGUUAUGACGUACGACUUUCAACUUUAACUAUGACGUAUGUCAUUCUAAGGUUAUGUUGAAAUAAUUAAGAGGUAGCGUCAUCUUUUUAUCAAAACUAUAAUUGAAAUAAAUAUAACGUUGACAGAU
This is a messenger RNA of Diorhabda carinulata, 1185 nucleotides long. RefSeq names its product GILT-like protein 1. The record is from RefSeq and is a predicted model, not a curated record. Lineage: Eukaryota; Metazoa; Arthropoda; Insecta; Coleoptera; Chrysomelidae. The coding region runs from base 281 to 964 and encodes 227 amino acids. Gene Ontology annotation, molecular function: oxidoreductase activity, acting on a sulfur group of donors, disulfide as acceptor. The transcript is spliced from 4 exons.